This is a messenger RNA of Volvox carteri f. nagariensis, 885 nucleotides long. RefSeq lists its product as uncharacterized. The record is from RefSeq and is a predicted model, not a curated record. NCBI's taxonomy places the organism in Eukaryota, Viridiplantae, Chlorophyta, Chlorophyceae, Chlamydomonadales, Volvocaceae. Bases 1 to 885 code for a protein of 294 amino acids. The transcript is spliced from 5 exons.
AUGUUGUACCGUGGCGUGGCGCUGACAUGGCUGGCCAGCUGGCUACAGGAUCGCGUGUACGAAGCCGGCCUGGACGAGGUGCUGACGUACGAGCUGCCGGCAGUGGCGGCGGCGCUGGGAGUGCUGCCGCAGGACUUGUACGACGCGGCGGCAGAGCUGGGCGUGUACGGCGCUUGCGAAUGUGCCGUCGCCGCCGGGGUGGCAGCUUUCGUAGCGUGGUCUGUUCUGUCACGCUCACGCCGAGCAGCGAAGAGGCUAGAAACGCUAAUGGGCGUGGUGGCGUCGUCGUCGCCGUCGCCGUCGGCAGGACGAGCGUCCGGCGGCGCCGGCGGUGGCACCAAAGCCCCAGGGCGCAACGGCGGCGGCGGCGCCGCUGCCGCCGCCGCGCAGGUCCUGAUCGGUCCAGGGGGCCCUGGACUGGCCGGUGCCUCCAAUGCCGCGGCUGUCAUGCGCCGCGCGGCGGCCAUUCAAGCUGCGCGCGACGUGCUUCAGGUUUUGGUACUCAACGGUAUCCUGAUCGCGUCUGGUGGCAACUUAGCUGCGUCGUACACCGCCGCUGUGCUGAAUCAGCUGAUCAUCAGUACGAUGCAGCGUCGAGGCGCCAAUAGGAUGCGUGAGAGGAGCGUCGCGCUGGCUCGCGAGUUGCGGGCCUACAAUGCUCAGAUGCAGCAGAUCGCUUCCAAAUACAAAGACAAGCUUCCCAAGACAUCGGCAAAUGGGCUAUUUCUGGUUUCGGGAACGGGUCUAAGAACACUGUCUUCCGAUAGAAUUUCCGUUACAACUAUCAAGAUCAGCAAGAAAACGGUCAUGGCCCGCGACCUGUUUUGGCGAAGGCCGAAGGCGACACGCCGUCUCUGGGCCCUUUCGAGGGUGAAGCGGGGGUGA